Archocentrus centrarchus (flier cichlid) is the source of this 833-nucleotide messenger RNA. It is a transcript of the gene tsr2, whose product is annotated as TSR2 ribosome maturation factor. Bases 16 to 546 code for a protein of 176 amino acids. Lineage: Eukaryota; Metazoa; Chordata; Actinopteri; Cichliformes; Cichlidae. The record is from RefSeq and is a predicted model, not a curated record. The transcript is spliced from 5 exons.
UCUGCCAGAUCCAACAUGGCGGCCGCCGCGGCUUCACGUGAGAUCUUCACCGAAGGAGUCCGAGCGGUUCUUCACACCUGGCCGGUUCUUCAGAUUGCGGUGGAUAACGGGUUUGGAGGCGUCUAUGGGCAGCAGAAAGCUGAUUGGAUCGUGGAUGUGGUUCAGCAGUAUUUCCAUGAUAACGCUGACCUGCAGCAGUACGAAGUUGAGGACUUCAUCGCUGAGCUGAUGGAUCAGGAGUUCAGUACAGUGGUGGAUGAUGGGAGUUUACCACAGGUGUCCAUCAGUCUGCUGCAGAUGUUCAGUCAGUGGCAGCAGGGGGCGCUGGAACAGCUCAAACACACUAUCAACACUCUGACCCAGAACAAGAGUCAAAGGGCAAAGGUCACAGCUCAGCCCACGCAGUCUGAUGAAGAGAGUGAUGGUGAAACACAGGAGAUGGAGUGUGAAGCAUCUGGUCCAUCAGUCAGCAGGACACCGCCUCCUCCCCCCCCUCCUACUCAGGAUGAAGAAGACGGCUGGACGGUGGUCAGGAAGAAAAAGUGAAGAUUUCAGAAUGAAGGGCAGGAUGAACUGUUGAUCUCAGAGACUGAAGCAGCUGACCUUUGACCUAUAGAAAGAGACUUAAUGAAAGUUGAGCCUCAACCUCCACCUGCUCCAGACUGAAAGUGUCCCGAAGGCUCAGAAAGGUCUGAUGUUUCACGGCUUCCGGCCGGGACCUUCAGUCUGGAACAUGUGGAAGGAGACGAGGACGAUGCCGUUAAACCAGAGUUGCUCUGGUUUCUGUGGAUGAAUUUUUAUUAUUUUUAUUAUUAUUAAACACUUUGACCACA